Messenger RNA from Esox lucius (northern pike), 1317 nucleotides. It is a transcript of the gene efhd1, whose product is annotated as EF-hand domain family, member D1. Gene Ontology annotation, molecular function: calcium ion binding. The record is from RefSeq and is a predicted model, not a curated record. Bases 1 to 729 code for a protein of 242 amino acids. The transcript is spliced from 4 exons. Lineage: Eukaryota; Metazoa; Chordata; Actinopteri; Esociformes; Esocidae.
AUGGCAUCGGAUGAACUGACGAGGAAACUGCAACGCAGACUGGCCGCGGAGCAUGCAGCUGCCUUGGCCAACCAGUGUGCGUCAGAGGUGAAUCCGGUGAAUCCAAGCGACCCUGUCUCUGAGCCGCUGGAAAAAGCGGUGGUGGGCAUUGUCAAUGAUGCCACAUCGGAACUCACGGCGAAACUCACCCGUAGACUGGACAUCAACGAAGGGAACGCUACUCCCAAACAAGCCAAGGUGUUCAAUCCCUACACGGAAUUCAAAGAAUUUUCACGAAAACAGAUCAAAGACAUGGAGAAAAUGUUCAAACGGUUUGACAGUGGUAAAGACGGCUUUAUAGACCUGAUGGAGCUGAAGCUGAUGAUGGAGAAGCUGGGGGCGCCUCAAACCCACCUGGGCCUGAAAAACAUGAUCAAGGAGGUGGACGAAGACUUUGACGGCAAGCUCAGCUACAGAGAGUUCCUGCUGAUCUUCAGACGUGCAGCGGCAGGCGAGCUGCAGGAUGAAAGUGGUCUGAUGGCCCUAGCCAGACUGUCUGAAAUUGACGUCUCCACAGAGGGUGUCAUGGGGGCGCGGGAUUUCUUUGAGGCUAAGGCAUUGGCUCUGAAGGUGAGUAGUAAGUUUGAGGCUGAGAUCCGAGAGGAGCAGGAGGAAAGGAAGAGAGUGGAUUUGGACAGGAAGCAGAGACGGGCUGCUUUCAAAGAGCUGCAAUCUACAUUCUGUUCAUAAUACUGUAUACACACACACACACACACACACACACUAAAAGAUGCACUCAAAUUCCCCAAAAGGGUAAUAAUUUUAAAGUAGUUCCAAAGAUUUACUGACCUAGAACUUUUUACUGAAUAAAGAGAUAUCAUUCACUUACAAUUAAUUGUUAAUAUCCUUCUCAUUAAUGUUAUUGUAUAAGCUAUUAUACAGAAGAGUGUUACUUAUUGUAAAACACAAGUCAUAACUAUUUUUAAAUGUUUUUCUUUCUUACAUUUGCCAUUACUAAUGACCUUUUUUAUAUGUUCAUUACAGAGGUUUUUGGGGUGCAAUGUAUUGACCAAUUUGUGUAGAAGGCAAAGGAAUUUCACAACAGCUGUGUGAAUUAUUUUUUUUACCACGUUUUUGUUGAAACUUUUAAAACUCAUUCAUUCAUUGCUAUUUAAUAUGACCAUAUUCUAAGUGUUACUAUUAUAUAUCUACCUGUAAUUCAUGUCCUGGUUUGAAGAUGAAGACCAUCUAGCUAUGUAGGCUAUGUUUUAUAGUGUUCUGAAAUUAAAAGGAAUGGAUUUAUUGUAUUUUUCCAUAAAUAAAAUAAUUGUGAUCGCA